Rhopalosiphum maidis (corn leaf aphid) is the source of this 1292-nucleotide messenger RNA. Its product is annotated as cathepsin B-like. Bases 71 to 1090 code for a protein of 339 amino acids. Gene Ontology annotation, cellular component: lysosome. The record is from RefSeq and is a predicted model, not a curated record. The transcript is spliced from 6 exons. Gene Ontology annotation, biological process: regulation of catalytic activity. NCBI's taxonomy places the organism in Eukaryota, Metazoa, Arthropoda, Insecta, Hemiptera, Aphididae. Gene Ontology annotation, molecular function: cysteine-type endopeptidase activity.
CUCACAGACUGCAAUACAGUGAAUACUUUAUUUUAUUUUUGUUAUAAAUUUAGAAAAUACAAUUUUAAUAAUGGUUCGGAUAAUACCUUUAGUAUUUAUUAUUUUAAUCAGUAUCUAUGUGACGAAACAAGCAUAUUUUUUGGAAAAAGAUUUUAUUAACAAAAUCAACAAAAAGGCAACAACAUGGAAGGCCGGUGUUAAUUUUGACCCAAGUACACCAAAAGAACACAUCUUAAGACUUUUGGGAUCUAAAGGAGUACAAAUUCCAAACAAAGUUAAUUAUAAUAUGUACAAGACCGAGGAUGACGCUUACAACUCGUAUGUGGAAAUUCCCAUAAAAUUUGAUGCGAGAAAACAAUGGAUACGUUGCAAAACAAUCGGAGAAGUCAGAGACCAAGGAAACUGUGGAUCAUGUUGGGCAUUGGCAACGAGCUCAGCAUUUGCUGACCGUUUGUGUAUAGCUACAAAUGGAGAUUUCAAUCAAUUGUUAUCCGCCGAAGAAAUCACUUUCUGCUGUCAUUUAUGCGGUAACGGAUGUCACGGUGGCUAUCCGAUAAGAGCUUGGAAACGUUUUAAAAAACACGGUCUAGUAACCGGAGGAGAAUAUAAAUCUGGAGAGGGAUGUGAACCAUACAGAGUGCCGCCUUGUCCUUAUGACGAAGAAGGAAAUAAUACGUGUGCAGGUCAACCAAUGGAAUCAAAUCACAAAUGCAAGAGAAAGUGUUAUGGAGAUCAAGAUCUCGAUUUUAAUGAAGAUCACAGAUACACGAGAGACCAUUACUACCUUAGCUAUUCAAGUAUCCAAAAAGACGUCAUAAAUUAUGGACCAAUUGAAGCAUCGUUUGAUGUAUACGACGAUUUUCCCAGUUACAAGUCAGGCAUUUACGUGAAAUCGGAAAAUGCCUCAUAUUUAGGAGGACAUGCUGUAAAAUUGAUUGGUUGGGGUGAAGAAUACGGAGUACCAUAUUGGUUGAUGAUGAACUCGUGGAACGAAGAUUGGGGCGACCAAGGCUUAUUCAAAAUUCGACGGGGCACAAACGAAUGCGGAGUCGAUAAUUCGACAACUGCUGGAGUACCAGUCACCAACUAAUAAAUUGUGCUAUUUAUAGGAAAAAGCUAUCAUUUUUUUUUUUUUUUUUUUUAAUAAAAACAUUUAUUUGUAAUUUUUACCUUCAGCGGUUACCUACUAAUUUGACAUCUUUUCAUAUCUUGUCAAGUCCAUGUUGUCUAAGACGUCUUUCUGUACUCUAACAUAUUAUAAUAUGUAUUAUAGUAAAGAUGGAGUUGUUAAA